AUGUCGGCGACUCUGCUGAAGCAGAUGCUCGUGGAUGCGGCGGCUUUACUCAAGGCUGAGCGCUACCAGGAGGCACAAGACGCUGCUCGUCGCGUGACGCAGUUUGACCCAAACAACUUCCAGGCUUUCAUGUGUGUAGGGCUCGCUAGCUUCCACCUCCAGCAGUGGGGAGACUGUGAAGAGGCGUAUCGGCGAGCUUCGGAUUUGAAGCCGGAGAUGCCAGCGCCGUGGAAGCACCUUGUAGACCUUUUCCAAGCCAAACACGACUUGAAAAACAAGUUGGAGCCAAUGGAAAAACUUGUAGCGAUCAAUUUGAGGAGCAAGAAGUUUAAGCGAUGUCAGAAGUGGGUCGCAGAGGUCGCGACAACGGCAUUGGAGCUUAAGAUGCUUCCAAAAGCUUUCGACGCGUGGUACUCACUUGUGGGUAAGCAGACUGGAGCUUUCGGCCAGCUGUCGAUGGAGGAGACCCCAAAUGAGGAGCUACCGUCCGUGUUGACUAUAUGGCUGGAUCUAGUCGAUCUACUGCAGCGUCCCGGUUUCAGUCUAUCAGCUUGCACUGGCAACUACUCAAUGGAGGAAAUUGCCAGUCAGUGUCUUGCUGCAGCAUCUCGCUCGAAUUGGAAAGUGUGUAAUGACGAGCUCAGUGCACUUCGGUCGCGAGUGGAUGUUGCGAUUGCGUUCUUCAUGCGAUCCUACUUGGACUUAUUGAAGACUUCUAAAACAAAGCAUGCUCUCCUCAAGACCAUCGAUGCAGUAGCAAUGUCGAUUGUCGAGUGGUUUCCUGCAUCCAAGACUCCAGCAGAAUUCUUACUCCUCCGAUCUGAGGAUCAGGACAGUCCCAUUGAGUUGGACAAAGCCAAAGAAGUUGCAGCCACGCUGUUUGCAAGUCAUCCUAAGAGCCCCAUGGCUCUUACAUUUCGAGCGGUUGACUGUUUGUGCGACGGGAAUAGUAGUGAGGCUCGAGAACAUCUUGUUGAAGCCCUUGCAGGAUAUGCUUCGUCAUCCUUUCAAGAAUGUGCUCUUUGUAUCCGCACACAAAUUGAACUAGCGUCCAUCGCACUUGCAGCACGCGAUGUAGAAGGCUGUCUGAAUCGUCUUGCGCUAGCUAAAAAGGUGGUGGCCAACAAGACAACGUUUCUCGGAUCCGAAGGUCCGCUUCCUGAGAUAUAUUCUGAAGUAAAGUUGCUGUUUAUGACGGCCACUGCACGCGAAUGUUCGGGCGAAGUGGAGAAGGCCCUGGAGCAUUACCGAAGUGUCAUAAAGAGUGGUGACCUUCGUUUUGCGGUAAAAGCGGCGAUUUCAGCAGCAGAGCUGAUGGCAAGCAAAGCGCAACCGCAAGAGGCCUUUGACAUUCUCAGUUCUGUUUCUACACCUGAUCUGGAGAACGAAAGCGUGGCCGCGACAGUAUUGUGCUUGCGUGGAUGGCUCCACUUUCAGCUGGGUGAUAUUAAGCAGGCCCAAACCCUGCUGGAAGCAAAUGUGAGCAAGAUUGAUCCGGGUGAUGUUUCCGGCAGAGGGCGAGCGCUCAAACGAUUGGCAAUCGUUUAUUGGCAUUUGGGCGGCUCUGACCAGACAGCCAAAACGGGAUGCUUCGGCCAUUUGUUGCAAGCCGCCAAGCUAACGCCCUCCGACGCAGAGAUCUUUGCUUGGCUGGGUAAAUGGUACGAAGACAUUGCAGACGAUGUUACGCGUGCCGAAAAAUGCUUUUUGAAGGCGCUUUCGCUGUCUCCCACUGAUGAGCUAGCAGGUAUCGGCUUGAGCAAUCUGUACGAUCUGCAAGGAAAAUACACAGCAAAUGUGACAUUAUGGCAACGAGUGACCGAGGGUCAAGUAACAGCCCCUACAUGGGCACUUUUGCGACUAGUGCAGCACCUGGUGGAGCAAAAUAAUGAGGCUGCAGUGGGGAAAAUGCAUCUAGUGCUGCGCAACGAUCCUAUGAAUGCUCGCUACUGGGUAAUUCUAGCACACGUUUAUCAAAACUUUGAUAAACAAGUUUCAGCGCAGAGGUCGUAUUUGAAGGUAAUUGACCUGGGUGAAGACAACUGGUGUGUUCGCUGCGAGCUGGCGAAGAUUGAAGGCUCGUUGUUGCUUUUCGAUGAUGCCUUGGAGCGUAUCAGGCCGGUAGUUACUGGCGAGUUGCAGAAUGGUGAACCCGAUGUGGCCGCCGCCUCGAUGUUUUACUCCGACUUGCUUUUCCAGCAAGCGAAAUACUUAUGUGCAGAAGGAUUGUAUGGUAGUGCAGCUGCAAAUUUGAAGGAGGCAUCGCGUAUCAUGAAGGGACUGCCGUCCACUGUAUCGCUCUCUGGGUCCGUGGAAGCCUGUAAGCUGAUCGGUGAUAUUCACUGUUUUGCGUUCCACUUGUCACCAGAGAACUUCUCAAGUGAAGAGUCUAGCUGGGUUGAUUUUAUCAGCGCAGGAAGAAAGGCGUAUGAGGCAGCUGUGCUUCUAGCCAGAAAAUGUGAAAAGGAAACCACCGAUGGUCCUGACGUGGUGGCUGUGUCAGAGAGAUACUAUGAUGUCGGUCUAAGUUAUUGGUACGAAGCUGAAGCUAUCAACAACGUACAUGGCCAUUGUACAUCAGCUUUUUCGAUUCAAAAAGGUCCUGCCGGCUCCGACAACAAUGUGCCCAUUAUAAAACUCAAGGCAAAAGCAUUGAUGAAUUUCAAGCUCGCACUCCAGGAGGAUCCUUCGUGCUCAUUGGCUUGGAAUGGUCUGGCACUGGUGUCUGACAAUUUACUAGUCAAGCAGUUUGCGUGGACACGGUCGAUCCAAACAGGGAGCAGUAGCGACGCCACAUGGGCAAAUUUGGGCAUGUUUUACCUCAGUCACGCCGACGUCGUGCCGACACUGGCGUCUCUGGCCCGAAAAUCGUUCCUCCAGCUACAGAGUAUAAAUCCGAGUAACCCGUCGAUGUGGAAUGGGUAUGCAAUGCUGGCUCGACGUCAAGGUGACACAGCAGUUCAGCAAAUGAAAACGAUUGAAGCUUUUGACUGUGCGCUGCAGACCGGAUUGGAUCUCGAUGCUUUGCUGGGCUUGUGCAUGGCACUGCUUGAUUGUGGGGAUAGCAUUGACGAAUCGAUCACUGGUGCUCCAGAGCACGGGAAUGAGCAGUUAAUGUUCUUUCUGAAGAAAUACUUGGAACGAGACCCAUACUACGGGCAUGCUUGGCACGCCCUCGGUAUCGUGCAGCAUCGUCUCGGGCUGUACUCAAACGCCUUGACAUCUUACACCCGCGCGGCCUCAUCGUCGCAGGCGCUCGAAGGGCUCGAAUGGAACACACUCGUAACGACGCUUGGCGAACAUUCCCUCACGACCCAGAGUCUUGCGACGAACGAGACCGCACUACUGCAAAAGAUCGCCACGCUCAUCAAGCCGUCAGCAGGGGGAUCCAUUGCACUAGAAGCCAUUGUCCAAGCGCAUCUUCUGUACCGUCAGUCAAAGGGAGGCGAGGCGCUCGAUCUACUCCAGGAGCUGCUGUCCAAUGCAAACCUUCAGACGAGGGAAAAUGAUGUCGUUGCCUCAGUUGGUCUGUCGAUGUCAGGCCUGCUAAUCGACAACUUCCCUCCUGAAGCGAGCCGCCUGGCAACAGUAUGUAAAAAUCACCUCUUGUCGUCGGUUCAUCAAGCAGAGUCGUCUCUUUCCAGGCGCGACUAUCUGGAUCUGCUAUCAAUGGAACUCUUUGAGCGGUGGAUAGGCACCGAUGAGGCUUAUCUCACACGAAUGCAGGCUCUAUCACAAACCAGUGGUGGUGUCAGUUCCAGCGCGCUGUGGGUAAGGUUAAGUUUUGCAGCGGUCGAUUCGCAGACCCUUCAUGUGUCAAGUUGUCUUGCUGAGUACUUGCGAGCACCCGCAAAUAGUCUUCCGUCCCCUGGUGAGGAGACAGACGAUCGCAGCCUUCUCGAUUCCCUAGUCGGAUUGUUCAAGGCUGGUCCAUCGGGAACGGAGGGGUUAUGCCGGGAUGCGCAAAAGUUGAUCCGUGCCCAACCGUGGAACCCACAGGCGUACGUUGUAGCUGGAGCGAGCAUUUUAAAGCGGAUGAGCCUUCAAGCAACGGAUGAGCCGAUCGACGAAGUUCUCCGCCAACUACUGCGCCUGUUACAGACUGGUCUAUCGUUAUCCAUCAGUGCGAGCAAAAACGAGUACGACAGCGCUCAGUUGGAGCUGUUGACGAGCUAUUGCUUUGUUAGACUUGGCAUGCACGACCAAGCGAUUGCUACAGUAAACAAUGCUCUGCACCGGGUGGCAACAGACACGAAGUGUGGUGCCAUGGCGCGUUCGGUGGACACUGAUUUGUUAGAAGCGCGAUUGUUGUCUGUCUUCGACCCGGCGAAGGCCAUCAGCAAGUACUUGGCUACGGUAGCUGCUGUCUCAGAUAGCGGUCAAUUGGUUCCCAUCCUUCUUGAGCUAGGUGGGCUUUACGAAGAACAUCAGCUCUUGGACGCUGCUAUCAAUGUGUGGAAGCUCGUAGCUUCGUUGACAGCGACUAUGACUGCAGGAUCCGAUGACACUGGCGACGACGCCAGCAGUGCAGCCACGACUACGAGCAGCCAUAGUGACAUUGGUGUUUGUUUCUUUGCAAAUUUGCGGCUUUCGCUCAUUCACGGAAAGAAGAGUAAUGUCAAGAUGGCGCGCAAGCACAUCAAGAUGGCGGCGACUCUCGUUGAAGCUGAUCCCAACUUUGACUCGUCCACAGUUGUGGCAUUUGUGUCAGAAGUUCUUGCGAACUGA
This is a messenger RNA of Peronospora matthiolae, 4728 nucleotides long. The record is from the annotation of a GenBank genome assembly. NCBI's taxonomy places the organism in Eukaryota, Oomycota, Peronosporomycetes, Peronosporales, Peronosporaceae.